This is a messenger RNA of Ooceraea biroi (clonal raider ant), 11414 nucleotides long. It is a transcript of the gene LanA, whose product is annotated as laminin subunit alpha. Gene Ontology annotation, biological process: regulation of cell migration; tissue development; animal organ morphogenesis. The record is from RefSeq and is a predicted model, not a curated record. NCBI's taxonomy places the organism in Eukaryota, Metazoa, Arthropoda, Insecta, Hymenoptera, Formicidae. Gene Ontology annotation, molecular function: signaling receptor binding.
AUGUGGUUGUCGGCGAUCCUUGCCGGUCUUCUGCUGGUUGUCCGGUUGUCCAGGAGUGAGAUUUUAACGCCGCCGUAUUUUAACUUGGCCGAGGGUAAGGAAAUCGUCGCCUCGGCUACAUGCGGCGUGGACACCACCGGUCCGGAACUCUAUUGCAAGCUCGUCGGUGCGAACGCCGAUCAGGAUGAGGAUAUCAAUUUGAUCCAGGGUCAGGUAUGCGAUUAUUGCGAUCCUGAUAAUCCCGAAAAGAGGCACCCGCCUGAAUAUGCAGUCGAUGGCAUGGAAACUUGGUGGCAAUCACCGCCUUUAUCCAGGGGGAUGAAAUACAACGAGGUGAACUUGACAAUAAAUCUGGGACAAGAAUUCCAUGUGGCUUACGUUUACAUGCGAAUGGGCAAUUCUCCGCGACCAGGACUUUGGAUACUAGAGAAGUCGAAGGACUAUGGCAAGACCUGGUCGCCCUGGCAAUACUUCUCAGACUCCGCCAACGACUGUCUCACGUACUUCGGCGUGGAUAGCCACAAGCCGAUUAUCCGAGACGACAGUGUAAUUUGCACGACCGAGUUCUCAAAGGUCGUCCCUCUUGAAGGCGGCGAGAUUCCAAUUUCAAUUCUGAAUAAUCGACCCUCGGCGAAACAUUAUUUUAAUUCAACUUUGCUGCAAGAGUGGACACGGGCGACUAACGUCCGUUUCCGCUUUCUUAGAACGAAGAAUUUGUUAGGCCAUCUAAUGUCCGUCGUUCGUCAAGAUCCCACUGUCACCAGGAGGUACUUCUACUCGAUUAAGGAUAUCAGUAUCGGCGGCCGUUGCAUGUGUAACGGACACGCGGACAUCUGCGACAUUCAGGAUCCCAACAUGCCGAAGAAGUUGGUUUGUCGAUGUCAGCAUAAUACCUGCGGGCCUCAAUGUGCGACAUGCUGCAAGGGUUUCGAGCAAAAGAAAUGGCGACAGUCUACGGCCUCCAAGAAAUUCACAUGCGAACCCUGCAACUGCUUUGGACACUCGGACGAGUGUAAUUACGAUCCGGAAAUCGACGAGAAACACUUGUCGCUGGACAUUCAUGGUAAUUAUGAGGGCGGUGGUAUCUGUCAAAAUUGCAGGCACAACACUGAGGGCAUCAACUGCAACCGUUGCAAGCCUAAAUUUUACAGACCUCGCGACAAGCCGCUCAAUGCAACUGACGUAUGUCAACCUUGUGAUUGCGACCACUUUUACUCGACUGGAAACUGUGCCGACUCCACCGGGAAGUGCGAGUGCCGGAAAGAGUUUACACCACCGGAUUGCAAUUCCUGCAAUUACGGUUACUUUGGCUAUCCUAAUUGCCGGCCCUGCGAGUGCCACUUGCAGGGCACAGAUGGUUAUCACUGCGAAGCGACGGAGGGUUACUGCCCUUGCAAACCGAACUACGCCGGUCACUAUUGCAAUCUCUGCGCCGAGGGAUAUUACAAUUUCCCCGAAUGCUUACCCUGCGACUGCAAUCCUCUGGGCGCUCUGAGCGAUGUUUGCGACGUAGUGUCUGGCAACUGUACAUGCAAGAACAAUUACGGUGGCAGAACGUGUAAUAUUUGCGAGGACGGUUACUUCAAUUAUCCCCUUUGUACAUACUGUAAUUGUGAUGCGCGUGGAACACAACCCGGCAUUUGCGACAAAUCGGACGGUGUUUGCUUGUGUAGAGAAGGGUACGGCGGCAUCAGAUGUGACCAGUGCAUCCCCGGAUAUUACGGCUACCCCAAUUGCAGACCAUGUAACUGCAGUUCUGUCGGUUCGUCCACCGUCAGCUGCGAUGCUGCCGGUAAAUGCUCGUGCCUGGCCAACUUCGCUGGUAGGACUUGCAGUCAGUGCAGUCCAGGAUAUUAUAUGUAUCCGGAAUGUAUCGCAUGCAAUUGCGAAAGUCACGGCUCAAUCGGUGUGUCCUGUGACGGAGAGGGCAAAUGUCAGUGCCGCGAGAACUUUGACGGCACCCGGUGCGAACAGUGCAAGGAAGGUUAUUACAACUUUCCCACCUGCGAAGGAUGUAAUUGCGAUCCAGCUGGCAUAGUUGCGACCUUCCAAGGUUGCGGCUCCUUGCCACCCGGUGAGCUCUGCCAGUGCAAAGAUCGGGUUGAGGGGAGAAUAUGCAACCAAUGUAAGCCGCUUUAUUGGAAUCUGCAGCCUUACAAUCCGGACGGUUGCGAAGAGUGCCAAUGUCACAUUCCCGGAGUUAUCGGCAGUAUCGGCGAGUGCGACACAAAGACUGGACAGUGCAUAUGCAAGCCUGGCGUAAUCGAUAGAGGAUGUAGUCGAUGCGUCGAUGGAACUUACAAUCUCCAGGAGAGUAAUCUCUUUGGCUGUUCUGAUUGCGCUUGUGACGUCGGCGGCUCCGUGAAUCCAAUAUGCGAUAAACAGACUGGCCAGUGUCCUUGCCAACCACGGGUGAACGGUCUAACGUGCAAGGAGCCCUUGAAAGCCCAUUACUUCCCCACGCUUCAUCAGUAUCAGUAUGAGGCCGAGGAUGGCAGAACUCCAAGCGGCAGUGCCGUUCGUUACGGUUUCACGGAAGAUCUUUUCCCGGACUUCAGCUGGAAGGGUUAUGCCGUGUUCUCUGCUUUGCAAGACGAAAUCGUACUAGGCGUAGGCAUCGGUAAAUCCUCGCUCUAUCGUAUGGUCCUGCGCUAUGUAAAUCCCAACAACGAGCCGAUUCUUGGUACUAUCACCAUUACACCAGACAACACGGCCGAGGUGGAGCAACAUUUUAAAGUCAAUUUCAAACCGACCGUUCGACCAUCCUUCGUAACGGUUGCCGGAGCGCAUGGUAAUCAUCCGUCACCCAUGGUGAUGAAUCCCGGACGCUGGACCAUCAAAAUUGCGACAAAGAAAAGUCUAUUCUUGGACUACUUUGUGCUAUUACCAUCAGAGUAUUACGAAGGCGGCAUACUGACUCAGGACGUAAACAUGCCCUGCGAAGUUGGCCACAAGGGACUUUGUAGACAUUAUGGAUACCCGAACCUGACACGAUUCGACUCAGUCCAUGGGGCCGGCGGUUUCCUUAGUGAGAACAACGCUAGAAUCCCAUUGACCGAGUACUUUACCGAUCACGAGACCCUACGAGAAAUCGAGGAAGACGAGGUGCCACUCAUCAACAAGCAGCAAGAAGAAAUUCAUUUCGAGCUGAGGAUCAGUAAACCCGGCCCCCAUGUCCUCGUAGUAACUUACGUCACACCGCGGGAGGAGCGGGUCACGUCGGUACUGCUAAUCGAAGCCAACACUGUCGGCAAGGGUAAAGCCACUCUAAAUCCCUGCAGGUAUACCAGCACCUGUCGACAAGUUGUCACCGAUACUUACGGCAAGGUAGCCGUCAUGAAUUUCCCAUCAAAUUAUGUAAGUCUGGUGUUGACCGGCGAGCCGACAUCGAAUGUCGCGAUUGAUUCGAUAGUGGCGAUCCCCUAUCAUGAAUGGUCGCUAGAUUACGUGAAACCGAAAUCCGUGUGCGUGAGGAAAAAUGGCAAAUGCGUGCAGGGAAUUUUCCCGGGUGCUGCCGAUGCCAAGAAGAUCGAGUUCGAAACAGCUAGCGGCACUCACGAAGCUCAGCAUCGACCGUCUGGCAUCUAUGAUAACGCUACUAAAUUGAUUCAUUUGGAUGACGGCGAUAUGGUGGACAUUCACGCAAAGGUAUCCCAACCGGGAGAUUACGUCUUCGUGAUACAGUACUAUCAACCAGAUCAUCCCAAGUUUGAAUUGGACGUGCUGGUGCAGAAUGGCAAAUUUUACGAGGCUAAAGUGCCGGUUCCUCAUUGCCCUAGUAACAGCGGCUGUCGCAGCAUCGUCCGUCAAAUCGACGGCGGUACAAGAUUCCAGUUAAUCGAAAAUUUGGUGCUGACGCUAAAAGUUUCCGAUGACAACCGUGGUAUCUGGCUGGAUUAUGUCCUGGUAAUCCCAGCGGAUCAGUAUAACAAAAAGAUUCUUGGCAAGCUGCAAUUCGAUCAAACCAAGGAGUUUAUUAAGCGCUGCGGCAGCAAUCAUUUCCACAUUAACGUCACUGAGGACAGCUUCUGCCGCGACUCCACUUUUUCCUUAACGGCAAAUUAUAACAAUGGCGCAUUGCCCUGCAACUGCGACGUCGAGGGUUCUACGAGCUUCGAAUGCGACAAGUUUGGCGGCCAAUGUCCCUGCCGACCGAACAUCAUCGGCAGACGGUGCGAAAUCUGCAAGACUGGCUUCUAUGGCUUCCCCAAGUGUAGACCAUGCAACUGUCCUACAACCGCAAUCUGUGAACAAGAAAGUGGCAGAUGUAUCUGUCCUCCUCGAGUAACUGGCCCUCGAUGCGACCAGUGCGAAGCUGGCACCUAUGGUUUCCAUCCGAUUAUUGGUUGCGAGGAGUGUAAUUGCUCGCCUUUGGGUGUCUUGGACGGCGAUCUUCAGUGCGACCUUCUUUACGGUGGUUGUCGUUGUAAAGAAAACGUGGUAGAUCGUCAAUGCGAUCGUUGCCGUGCUGGUUACUCGCAAUUUCCUCACUGCGAGCGUUGCGAUUGUGACUCGCGCGGUACCACGAGCGAGAUCUGCGAUCAGUACACAGCCGAAUGCUUCUGCAAAGCGAACGUGCAGGGUCUAGCGUGCGACGUAUGCCGUGAGGGUACUUUUGAUAUCCAAGCUGAUAACGAAGACGGCUGCACCAAAUGCUUCUGUUUCGGCAAAACUACUAGAUGCGCCUCUGCAAGUCUCUAUCGAACUCACCUCAUGGACAUGGAUGACUGGGAAAUAGCUCCCAUCGAGAAAAGUGGUAAUUUCGCCAAUUUGUCGACUUAUCCGGAAAAUGUGAACGUUACUACAGUCAUGGUCUCCCUCACUACCAAUGAUACCUUCGAGAACGUCGUCUACUUCUCGGCGCCUGACUCUUACCUCGGCAAAAGCUUAACUUCCUACGGCGGCUACUUGAAUUACAGCGUGUAUUAUAGCACGGGGCCCUUCGGCAAGGCUGUCAGCGCUGCCGAUGUAAUUCUUCAAGGCGCCGACACUAUGCUGUUCUACUACUCUGAUGAGCAACCUCCAUCCUCCACGAACUUCAGAGCAUCUGUUCGCCUCGUGGAAGCUAAUUUCUUAACUAGCAAUAGGCUCAGCGCCACGAGAGAACAGAUUAUGGUAGUUCUCGAGGAUUUACGUGGAAUAUAUGUGCGUGCUACGUAUUGGAAUCCGAGCAUCAUGGCUUCAUUGUCAUAUGUAACAUUGGACAUCACGACGGAGCAAUACUCCGCUCAAUACAGCGUUCCGGCUAGCAGUGUAGAGCAAUGUCAGUGUCCACCCAAUUAUCAAGGACUCUCGUGUGAAGAGUGUGCUCCAGGAUACUACAGAGUGAAAUCAGGACCCUACGGUGGCUAUUGUGCUCCUUGCCAAUGUAACGGUCACGCAACGACGUGCGAUGUGAACACUGGAAUCUGUCAGAACUGUAAGGAUGGCACUACCGGUGAUUACUGCGAGUUCUGCGAGCAGGGUUACUACGGCAACGCUACCAUAGGCACACCGACGGACUGUCUAAUAUGCGCGUGUCCGCUGCCAGUCACCUCCAACAAUUUUGCCACCGGCUGCGAAGUGAACGACGAAGGCAAUAAAAUCAGUUGCGACUGCUUGCCCGGAUAUUACGGCGCCCGUUGCGAAGCUUGCGCCGCCGGCUACUACGGCAAUCCCGAGAUAUACGGCGAUUACUGCAAACCAUGCGAGUGCUCUGGCAACAUUGACACCAACCAGAUUGGCUCAUGCGACAGCAUCACCGGACAAUGCUUGCAGUGCUUGAACAACACCUAUGGUGAAGCGUGCAAUUUGUGCGCGCCAGGCUACUUCGGCGACGCCGUCGAGCGAAAAGAUUGCCGCAGUUGCGUGUGCGACGAAUGCGGAAUGGAACGUUGCGACAGCUAUAGCGGCCAAUGUUUCUGUCAAGAGAAUGUCAUCGGCGAACGCUGCGACCGCUGCGCGCCCGAUUACUAUGGCUUUACCACUUGCGACGGCUGCAGAGCGUGCGAUUGCGGGUUGGCCUCGGAGAGCAGUCAAUGCGAUUACGAAACAGGACAGUGCAAGUGCAUGCCGGGCGUUACCGGUCGCAGGUGCGAUCAGUGCAUCCAGGGAUACUGGAACUACGGACAAAAUGGAUGCACAUCGUGCGAAUGCCACACUGGAUAUUCCGUUGGCGUGUCCUGCAACACAACCACCGGUCAAUGUACUUGCCUACCUGGCGUGAUCGGCGAGAAGUGUGACCACUGUCCGUAUCGGCAUGUCCUCAUCCCGGCGCAAGGCUGCUUCUCUUGUGGUUCAUGCACGGGAGAUCUUCUAGAUGUCACGGAUGAACUGAUCGAUUUGUUGGAACCUAUUGCGAGCGAAUACAGCACGGUCGCGGAAGGCUAUUUUACAAAUCAACGAUUGAAAUUUAUUAACGACACGGUGAACGAACUUUAUCCCGAAGUCAGAUUGUUAGAUCCAAGUCGAGUGAACCUGCUGCCACUGCAGGAGAAGCUGGAGAAGCUAGAGCAUGAGGUGUACACUCAGAAGCGGCGUAUCGACUUCACUGCUGAGGAUAGCAUCAAGUGGAAAGACGACGCAGAGAACACACUGCGGAACAUGAAUAUUCUGGAGGAGGACGUAAUACAAAAGAUCGAUCUAGUGAACUUGAUCGUGUCAGAAGUGCAAUCGCUAGCGUUGAACAUCGAGUUGGGAACCGGCGCCAAGGUUGACAGCGCUCUGAAUGAGGCGAGAGAGAUCUUGAAAAAGAUCAAGGAUGUUUCCUUUGUCGAAUUCCGAGAUAAUGCCCUGGACCAGGCGAAUCAAGCCAACAUCUUAGUUUCUGAGAUGCAGGAAUACAACUUCCCGGUCAGCAAUCUGAGUUCCAUCGCGGACGAUCUCAGUAACAAAAUCAAGAAUGCUAGCGCUAAGCUGGAUGAUCUGUUGGACAUUGCGGACGUAGCUCAAAAGUUGGCCAGUGCAGUGGACAAGCUAAACAGAGAGAACAGGCUCGCAGCGCAGACUGGCAACUUGGACGUAGUAAAGAAUUCCACGGCUGAAGCAAACGAGGACUUGGAAGCUGGAGAAAAGCUUAACAGCGAUGCUAAUCAGUUUGUUAACGAUGCGGAGGCCAAUAUUGAUAUUUUGGAAACUAACACUGUUGGCGAUGCGACUGCUCAGCUGAACAAUACUAUCAUCGAAAAUGAUGAUAUGCUGUUUGAGCUGGGUGAGCCAGUGAUGAGAGCCCACAGUCACGCAGCAUAUCUGUAUAAUCGUUCGCUUGAAUUGGACAGUCUGCUCACCGAUACUCGUAACACUAACGCUGUGAGAGCUGUUUCAGCCUACAGAGAUAUCGAAACCGCAAUUCAAGCAGCGAGAAACGCCGCCGAGGAUGCUAUGAUUGCUGCUGAAAAUGCAACUGCCUUGUCUGAUGGAAUGGAUCAAAAAAUGCUUAAUUCCACAAAUGAGUGCUUCAAGCUGUUCGCCGCCGCCCAGCUCGCCUUACAGAAGACAACGGGAGAACCUGAAGAUGAUUUGCGAGACGCAAGGAACAAUGCGACUUUAAUCGAUAAUCAAAAUAAGCGAAAUAAGGAACUUCUCGACUACAUCGAUAAAACUCUCGGUAAUAUCCCUUCACAAUCAUCUUCGGUCGCCCGUGAUGCCAUGAAUCAAGCGAUAAAUGUCGAACGCGACAUCAAGAAUGCUAUCGAUCAUAUGAAUGGCAUUGUCGAUCAGAUCCCAGAGGACCUGCGGGAGACGAAACAGCUCUCAAAGAACACGUCGGAGUCAAUCCGCGACAUCUCGCAAGCGAACAAGCAGCUGGACAUUGUGGACAAAGUCGUGCCGAACAUCACGAAUUUGCUGAACAGCUUGAAUGGCAACCAAAAAUCAAUUGACACUAUUGGCAAUGAUCUGCAGAGCAAGAUUGAAGCCCUAAGAAAUAAGAUAGCGAAUGCCCGGGAACUAGCCAAUCGAUUCAGAUCUGGUUUGACUUUCUACAGGAACACUACUCUAGAGUUGAAGAAUCCAGAAAGUCUACCAUUGUUGAGCACAUCCACCAAGAUUUCUCUGUACUUUAGAACCAACAAAACUAACGGCUUCCUGCUGUACCUUGGAAACGAGGAAACAAUGAAACUGCCACGUUCUAAGACGCAUGACUUCAUGGCAUUAUUGAUUGAAAGCGGAUAUCCGGUACUCAUAGUUGACCUAGGGUCCGGACCCGAAAAAAUCAUUCACAAUAAAUUUGUGUCAGAUAACGUGUGGCGGCAGAUAAUUAUCGACAGAACCGGCAAGAACGUGAAAUUACUCGUUCGCGAAGAUAUCGGCGAAGGUCGGGACAAACUGUACGAAAAGGAACGAGUUCUCCCGGGCUCAUACUACAUCUUUAACGUGGAUCAGGAGCACUCGAAGCUAUUUGUUGGUGGCUACCCAUCGUCCUUCCACAUACAGGAUGCUGUUACCGCAUCUUCGUUCGAGGGUGAGAUGGAGGAACUGAUGAUAGGUGAUAUCCCGGUGUCUUUCUGGAACUUCGUCGACGGCGAGAACAACAGGAAGAGUGCGCUCGAGCGCGACAAGCUCAUCAAUUUCGAGCCAAGCACGGGAUACCGCUUCGACAGACACGGCUACGCAAUUCUUAGCAAGAAGAGUUCGCAAAUCUCGCCAGACAUUAAGAAAUUCAGCAUUAAACUGUCCUUUAAAACUUUCGCUGAAGACGGGCUGAUUUAUCUGAUGGGCAAGGGCAGGCAAUUCCUGUCACUGGAGAUGAAGAAUGGCCAUUUAUUGUACCAGUAUGAUCUUGGCGAGGGUGAGAUGGCCCUAAUAUCCUUGGACAAGUAUAACGACGGUGACUGGCACACCCUGGAAGCUCUUAGAUUGGGUAGAAUGGGUGUACUCAAGGUUGACGGCCAUAAGGUAGGAUCGAUAGGAUCGAGCGCGGUCGAAGGAAAUGCCAAGACUUUAUCCUCAUCGGAUCACAUUUACUUCGGCGGAUAUCCACCUAACGCGAAACAUCCUUAUGAGCCAGUCACUAACAGUGGGUUCGAAGGUUGCAUCGAUAACGUCGUCAUUCUCGACACAUCAGUCGAUCUUACUCGCAAUGUGCAAGCGUUUGGAGUUAUGCCUGGUUGUCCAGUUAGGUUUGCCAGUCUCGUUUCCUUCGAGAAGAACAUGCCUGGUUACGUGAGAUGGCGCAAUUUGGCGUCAGAUGGUCUGCAAGUAAAUCUUAAAUUGAAGACUCUGGCCAAUGACGGAUUAAUUUUCUAUGCGAACAAUAACGAUCAACACAACACAGCCACUAGCUACCUAUCGUUAGAAAACGGUCAACUGGUCUUUAAUAGUCAGGGCGAAGAACUCAGAACCAAUCCUUCGGAUGUAAAGUUCGAUGACAAUGAAUGGCACGUAGUGACUGCUACUCACGGUGGAUCAGCUCUCAGCCUUGAUAUUGACGAUACCAAGAGCUAUAGCACUGAUUCAGCACCGCCGCCGCUGAAUUACCUCUACGGUAGCUUGUACAUCGGCGGAUUGCCGUCGAGUUUGGAUCCUGAUGGUAGAGUCGUGCCCUUCGUCGGCUGUAUCGGCGAUGCGACCCUCAACGGCGAGAUCAUCAUCAACUUUGCCAACGCGACCGAGAGGCCGCAUGCAAUCUUAGGAAAAUGCAAAGGCGGCGAUCAAACGCCUUUGCCACCAAUUGUUGAAUCCGAACUUCCGCCACUGUUGCUACCAACGGAAAGUCCGGAUAUUCUGAUAGAGUCAUCAACUCAGAUCAAUAUAAUAGAUGUCGAUAUUGAAAAAGAGGAUGAAGAUGAAGAACCGGAACUGGAAGGGCGAUUUAACAAUAAGGACGGCAUCAUGUCUACCACGCAAAAGCCAACUCAGCAUUCCAAUGAAUGUGGCUUACCGUACUACCCGGCUGUAGAUCCUGAUCUAGAAAAUGCGUGGAGAUUUGGUACUGCAAGGAACAGUAGAUUAGAAUACAAAACACUCAAGGGAAGAUACAAGGACGAUUACGACUUCCAGAUCAACAUACAGACAACGGCUGAUGACGGAAUUAUAUUCUAUACUUCUGAUUUCAAUAGACAAGAUUUAAUCGCUGUGUAUAUAAUUGAUGGAAAGGUUCAUUACAAAUUUGAUUGCGGAAGUGGACCGGCGUUGUUGAUCAGCGAGAAGAAGAUUAAUGAUUAUCAGUGGCACACAGUGCUGUUCAAGAGACAAGGUACCUUUGGUCAGCUAAUCGUGGACGACGAAAGUGCGGUGAAAGGGUAUUCGUUAGGACACACCACCACCAUUAAUGUCAACCCGCCGUUCUUCGUGGGCGGUGUUUUGCCAGAACUAUCCAAUAUCGUGUACACGACCAUUGGUCUCAAUAAGACGUUCAGUGGCUGUUUAGGAAACUUCAUGAUGAACGGUCAACCGGUUGGAGAACCAUCCGAGAAAGUAGGAGUGAUACCUUGCUCGAACAAAGUCGAGCCUGGCCUCUUCUUCUUCCCAGGAAAUGGCAGUAACUUGUACAAAGCAGUUGAUCGAUUCAACGUUGAUCGAACGAUUAAUAUCGAAAUGAUGAUAAAACCGCGAUCAUCAUCCGGACAUUUACUGUCGGUGCACGGUAGGAGGGAUUAUCUCAUGCUAGAAAUGAUUAACGGCACUAUCAAGUUCCUUGUAAAGACGCAAAAGGGUUCGAUUGAGACUUCGUUUUCAUCGGAUACAGUACACAUAUGUGACGGCGGUUGGCACACAGUUCGAGCCCUCAAACAGAAGAAUGCGGUACUGCUGUCUGUCGACAAUGUAGCCGCGCACCCUGGUAUAUUUGGUGGCAAGAAUGUGCCCAGAGUCAUGUCAAAACACCCGAUAUUCAUCGGUGGCCAUCCAAUGCUGGGAAAACGACUGCGAGGCAGCACUUCGCAGGCCCAGUAUGUUGGUUGCAUUAAAAACAUAAUGAUUAACACGAUACCGAUUAGCAUUAUACCCGAGCGAGCUUAUGGACAAGUAAUUGUCGGUGUAUGCCCAACAAUUUAAAUCGAUAAAAACAAUUUGUCCUAGAUCUUUACCAAAAUUCAGAUUUGAUUAUUUCUUUUUCUUCGAAACAUUGCAUUUUAUUAAGUUUUAAACUAACAUGACAAUAUGAAUAUGAAACAUAUUCAUAAUGAGGAAAAAAUUAAAUUCAUAAACCUGUUAGUCUUUCUUUAAGGAAAAAUAUUUUAUCAGAACCUGUGAAAUUUCAUUUGUACAGAAAAACCAAAGAUAUGAUUUGAGAAAGAAUAAAUAAAAUAUUAUAUAGGCAGGAAGUUGGGAUUAUACAAUUGCAAAAAUGGAUGCGCAAAUUAAAACCAGAAUAAGGUGUAUGUAAAAGUCAUAAAAGCGUUUUAUUUUGUGAAUAUAUAUGUAUUGUAUAUGUAAUGUAAUAUUUGUGCGUAUUGCACUCGGCACAUGUUGUAAAUAAAUCCAAAUUUCCAUAC